This is a messenger RNA of Phycodurus eques (leafy seadragon), 1905 nucleotides long. It is a transcript of the gene dcakd, whose product is annotated as dephospho-CoA kinase domain containing. Bases 287 to 976 code for a protein of 229 amino acids. The record is from RefSeq and is a predicted model, not a curated record. The transcript has 5 exons. Gene Ontology annotation, biological process: coenzyme A biosynthetic process. Lineage: Eukaryota; Metazoa; Chordata; Actinopteri; Syngnathiformes; Syngnathidae. Gene Ontology annotation, molecular function: ATP binding; dephospho-CoA kinase activity.
CUAUUAUGCAGUGACACAUGAAGCGCUGACAUCCGGUUGCUAGUAUGUAGUUGACCUCAAGAGACUUAAUGCUGACAAUUUGACAAAUAACAUCGAGCAAUGUUGUUUCUGUUCCAGUCUGAAGUUGUCGGAACGAGCUAAGAAGGACGAUGGCCUCGUUCGUUGGUCCAUUUGCGGCCGUUUUCACGCUGUCGACGACGUUUAGCGUGUCAGCCUUAGCUUGAAGUACGGAUGUCAAAAGUGCCCAUUCGUCUUCGUUUAAGGAGCAGCUGACAACUACUAAAAGAUGUAUUUGGUGGGCCUGACGGGAGGUAUCGCGUCUGGAAAAAGCACAGUGUCGUCGAUGCUGCGCGAGCUCGGAUGCCCCAUCAUCGACGCCGACGUCGUGGCCCGUAAAGUGGUGGAGCCGCGCUCGCCCGCCCACUCGCGUAUCGUCCUCCACUUCGGGCGAGAGGUGCUGCUGGAGAGCGGCGAGAUUGACCGGCAGAAGCUGGGCCGCCUCGUCUUCGCUGACGAGGAGAAGCGCAAAAUGCUCAACUCCAUCACGCACCCCGAGAUCCACAAGGAGAUGCUCAAGCAGAUUGGGUUCUUCUUCCUCCGAGGUUAUCGCUACGUUGUGCUGGAUGUGCCGCUUCUCUUCGAAACCAGAAAGCUCACGCGGUUCCUCAACCACACUGUUGUGGUUUACUGCGACCCCGCCACUCAGUUGGCGCGCCUGAUGCAGCGGGACGGCCUGACGCCGGAGGAGGCCGAGCAGCGGCUGGCGGCGCAGAUGCCGCUCAACGAGAAGCGCGGCCUGGCCAGCCACGUCGUCGAGAACUCUGGCACGCGCGAGGACACCCACCGCCAGGUCCUGCGGCUGCACACCAAGCUGGAGGACUCCAUGGACUUCCUUCUGGUGCGGGUGCUCGCCGUGGCCGCCGCCGCCGGCCUGGGCGGGAUCCUGCUGUACGCCGCCAAGAUGAUUUUGUCCUAACGGAGGUCGGAGGACGAUAAUGUGGGGUGAAAGGCAGGCAGUAAACUGUGAGGUUAGUCACCGGAGCCACGUUCUCCCCUGGUUUUAGUAGGAUUUCUGACAAAAUAUGCACUUUACAGUAAUUCGUAGGGAAGUAGUGACUUUUAAUUGAUUAAAUAAAUGUUUAGGACAAUUCUAUGGUUGCUUUUCAAUGCUAAGUAGUUAUUGCCACAUUUUUUUAGAAUGGUUUGGUCCCCACAAAAAUGUCAAAUUUUUAAGUACUAAGAAAAAAACACGUUUCAAUUGGGGGGGGGGGUGACAAUUUUUAAAAAAAAAUAUAUUUGCAGAUACAUGUUUUCAUUUUGGCUGUGACAAUUUAUUUUUAACACACUGUGGAACUCCUAAUAACUAUAGUCGCAUUUUAGCUCUUUUAACUAUCAUACAAGUGUUUAAAAAAAAAAAAACGUUAAACACAGAUGUUAGCAAAAACAACAAAAAUAAUAAAAAACUGUCUUGUAACGAUAACAAGUACAUACUUUUUGUGCGACGUCAUGCGGACCCCAAUUGCAAAUUUUCAGUUGGUGGCACGUCCAUCGUGUUUGUUGUCAUACGUUUAGCACAGUUACUCCUUGCAAGAAUAUUACAACAAAGCUAAUAUACAGUGGAGCCCCACUAUUCGCGGCGGAUAGGCACCAAGAGCGAAAAUGUUCAAUUCAGUAUAUAUACUACUUUAUAUAUAUAUAUAUAUUUGCCUUCAUGCAGAAAGGACCUGAAGAUGAUAUAAUUAUUAUUGGAACAAAUGUAUUUGACAAUUCAGUUGAAACUGUGACGUGAGUGAAUUACCGAACUUUACUGUAUUUUCUUACACCUUUUUUUCUGUCCUGUACGUCUUUUCCCCUCUCUGUGAACACCCUUUGUAAAAAGCAAGCGGCUUGAGAUAAACCAAAUCC